AACCGAGAAGCGGAGCUGCUGUUAUCUUCUUUUAUUUUUCUGCUUUCCUCAUUUUGCAUUAGGGUUUUCGGAGGGCACAACAAAAUUUCAAUCACAGGGUCAUCGAUUUUCCCGCCACAAGGUUCAUGCGAUGGAUAUGUCAGAUGCUGUCAUUGUCAAAUCUAGUAGGCUGAAAUCUGUUGUAUGGAAUGAUUUUGAUAGGAUAAAAAAAGGAGAUACCUGUGUGGCUAUCUGUAGGCAUUGUAAAAAGAAAUUGAGCGGGUCAAGUUCCAGUGGGACAUCACAUCUAAGGAACCAUUUGAUCAGGUGUCAGAGAAGAUCUAAUCAUGGCGUAGCACAAUUCAUUACUUCAAGAGAGAAGAGAAAGGAAGGGACUCUUGCAAUUGCAAAUUUCAAUUUGGGUCAAGAUCAGAGCAGAGAUGAAACCCUUAGCCUUGUGAAUAUUAAAUUUGAGCAGACACAGUUGAAAGAUGAAUCUGUCAAUGCUGGAACUAGUACCUUUGAUCAAAGACGGAGUAGAUUUGAUCUUGCUCGCAUGAUCAUCCUACAUGGGUAUCCAUUGGAUAUGGUGGAGCAUGUUGGUUUCCGAGUUUUUGUAAAGAAUCUACAGCCGUUGUUUGAGCUUGUGACAUUGAAUAGGGUUGAGGCUGAUUGUAUUGAGAUAUAUGAGAAAGAGAGAAAAAAGAUGAAUGAGAUGUUAGACAAACUACCUGGGAAAAUCAGCCUUAGCGUCGAUGAGUGGACUGCUGGCGGGAAUGCUGAGUAUUUGUGUUUGACAGCGAAUUACAUUGAUGAAUCAUGGCAGUUAAGAAAGAAGAUAUUAAAUUUUAUAAGGGUUGAUCGUUUUCACACUGAAGACAUGCUUUCAGAAGCUGUCAUGACUUGUCUGAUGGAUUGGGAUAUUGACCGCAAGUUGUUCUCCUUGAUACUGGAUAGUUGUUCUACUUCUGAUAACAUUGCGAUUAGAAUCAGUGAGAGGCUUUCACAAAACAGGUUUCUUUACUGUAAUGGGCAACUAUUUGAUAUACGCUGUGUUAUAAAUGUUCUUAAUAUCAUGGCUCAACAUGCUUUGGGAGCUGUGAGUGAAAUAGCGGAAAAGAUUCGAGAAAUUGUUCGCUAUACUAAAAGUUCACAAACUGUGCAGGCAAAGUUUAAUGACAUGGCUAAAGAAGUUGGGAUCCUGAGUCAAAAGUGCUUGUUUCUAGAUAAUCCCUUGCAAUGGAAUACGACUUAUUCAAUGCUUGAAGCUGCCUUAGAAUUCAAGGAUGUUUUCAUUCUUCUGCAAGAAAAUGACACAUCCUACAGAAUCUGUUUAUCUGAUGUAGAGUGGGAGAGGAUCAGCACAGUUAAUAGCUACUUGAAGCUUUUUGUUGAUGUCAUUGAAAUUUUCACUAGGAGCAAGUUUCCAACAGCGAACAUAUAUUUUCCUGAACUCUGUGAUGUUAAGUUGAAUUUGAAUGAAUGGUGCAAGAACUCGGAUGAAUAUAUCAGUUCUUUGGCAUUGAGACUGAGAAGUAAGUUUGAUGAAUAUUGGGAGAAAUGUAGCUUAGGGUUGGCAGUAGCAGCCAUGUUAGACCCUAGAUUUAAGAUGAAGUUGUUAGAUUAUUACUACCCACAAAUCUAUGGUAGCAUGUCUCCCGGUCGCAUCGAAGAGGUCUUUGAGGGUGUGAAGGCUCUAUACGAUGAACAUUCAAUAGGCUCCCCAUUAGCUUCUCAUGAUCAAGGUUUGGCCUGGCAGGUUGGCAGUGGGACACUUUGCUUACCAAGUUCCACUAAGGACUCCCGGGAUAGACUGAUGGGGUUCGACAAAUUUCUCCAUG
Molecule: messenger RNA, 1820 nt
Organism: Arachis duranensis
Lineage: Eukaryota; Viridiplantae; Streptophyta; Magnoliopsida; Fabales; Fabaceae
Product: zinc finger BED domain-containing protein RICESLEEPER 2
Molecular function (GO): DNA binding
Source: RefSeq, a predicted model, not a curated record